This is a messenger RNA of Diospyros lotus (date-plum), 1574 nucleotides long. RefSeq names its product WD repeat-containing protein DWA2-like. The transcript is spliced from 14 exons. Gene Ontology annotation, molecular function: protein binding. Lineage: Eukaryota; Viridiplantae; Streptophyta; Magnoliopsida; Ericales; Ebenaceae. Gene Ontology annotation, biological process: protein ubiquitination. Bases 210 to 1283 code for a protein of 357 amino acids. The record is from RefSeq and is a predicted model, not a curated record.
CAAGAGAAACCUCCCUACUCUCUCUCUACUUACCACAUUAGUAGUUAAAAAUAACACAUCACAAACGGGAGUAGUCCCUGUGUCCAGCCGUAGAGAAGUUAGCGGCGCGGGUCGUGGAUGAAGAGAUGUUUGGAAGGGGCGGGUUGCAGCAAAACUAGAACUGAGGAGGAAAGAGAAACCAAGUCUGAAUCGAAUAACUAAGGUUUGCAAUGCAAGGAGUUGGAUCGACGGGCAUCGGUUACGGUCUCAAAUACCAGGCUAGAUGCAUUGCAGAUGUCAAAGCGGACACGGAUCACACCAGUUUCAUCGCCGGCACUCUGAGUCUCAAGGAAGAGAACGAGGUUUUGCUUUUAUACGUCCAUUUGAUUAGGCUUUCAUCUGGCGGAACUGAACUUGUAUGCGAGGGUUUGUUUUCUCAUCCGAACGAGAUCUGGGACCUCGCAUGUUGCCCCUUUGACCAGCGCAUUUUCUCCACUGUUUUCUCCACCGGUGAAUCCUAUGGAGCAGCAAUAUGGCAGAUUCCUGAGUUGUAUGGCCAGUCAAACUCUCCUCAAUUGGAACAUAUUGGCUCUCUGGAUGCACAUAAUUCGAAGAUCAAAUGCACACUUUGGUGGCCAUCUGGAAGGUUGGACAAGUUGAUCAGUAUAGAUGAGCAGAAUCUCUAUUUAUGGAGCUUAGACUCUUCAAGAAAGACUGCGCAGGUUCAAGCACAGGAGUCAUCUGGAAUGCUUCAUUACUUAUCUGGUGGAGCAUGGGAUCCGCAUGAUCUGAAUUCUGUUGCAUCUACAUGUGAAUCUUCAAUACAGUUUUGGGAUCUUAGGACAAUGAAGAGAGCAAAUUCAAUUGAACACGCCCAUGUUCAUAAUGUAGAUUAUGACCCAAAGAAGAAGUAUAUACUCGUAACUGCAGAGGAUGAAUCUGCAAUACACAUAUGGGAUCUUAGAAUGGCAAAGGUUCCAAUUCUAGAACUCCCUGGACAUUCACACUGGACAUGGUCUGUUAGAUGUAAUCCCGAGUAUGAUGGGCUGAUUCUGAGCGCUGGAACAGACUCGGCUGUCAACUUGUGGUUGGCUUCUCCUCCAAGCAGUGAUGAUAUAACAUCAGAAAGUUUGGCAGAAUCUCCUACAAAGCGAGCAGAUCCGUUGCUCAACUCAUACAGUGACUAUGAAGACAGUGUUUAUGGCAUUGCUUGGAGUUCUCGUGAGCCUUGGAUUUUUGCAUCAUUGUCCUAUGAUGGGAGGGUGGCAGUAGAAACAAUAAAGCCUCAUAUCUCAAGAAAAUGAAGUGAAACCUUUCUUCUGGUAUCAAUUGUUAUUCCAUUUCGUUUCAGGUAUUUGAAAAUAAGACUCUAGGCUUUGUUUUCACUGCAGAAAAGUUUGGGGGAAGGUCGUGUAAUUGGCUUGCGGCUUUAUUAGCUGAGAUGAGAUGGGAUAUUAUUGGUUGGGAACUUUUCUUCAAAGCUAAAUUUUAUUGCCCUUAAAUCUGGAUUUUUGGGGUGGUAUGAAGUGGUGAUGUGAAUGACAGCCUUUCUAUCUCAUUCAAUUACCAGAGACAUGUUACGAAUUUUGAAUCAA